GGUGCAAUAUUGAGAAGGGCCGUGGUCACAAGCCGAGGUUCUGUGGAGGGUGGAAUGCGCUCGGGGGAGCGAGGCUCCCGCACCCGCCUUCGCCGCGUAUCUAGCAUCGACUUCAUAGCCGCACCCGCCCUCCGCUGCACUAUCUGGGGCAACUGGGUGGUUUUCUCGGUGGUUUGAGACUAACAUUUAGCCAGGAAUUAACUAACUCCUACCCCGAGGGCCCGAUGAGCAGAGAGGGCUGUGGCCGAUGUAAGUGCCCUUGGAUAUCGCCAAGGGGAGGGAAACUGUACUUUAGGUGUGCAAGAGAAGUCUCCCUUAACCCUAGCCUCGUAGCAACCACUGUGUGAGUUCUUACUAUCUCUACUUUUCAGAUGAGGAAACUGAGGCACAGAAAACGAUCAGUUAUUUGCCCCGAGUCACACACGUAAUCAGUGGAGGUGGGGCAGCGCGGGAAAGAGGAUUUAAACUCAGGCGUGUCUGGUUCCCAAGCUCCUUUACUUCCUACUGGCUAGGGGAUAGGAUCCAGGAUCCAGCAAAGUCUCCCUUCUCAAGGGAGCAACCUGGUGUGUAGGUGAGAACCUUCAUGAGCCCAGCCCUACAGCAUGUGGUCUAAGGAAAUGCCAGAUACAGAGUCAAAGGCUUCAGUCUAAACUCUGUAAGCCAAAAAAAUAAAGAAAUAAAUAAAAUCUAAGGCCCCCCCAAACCAUCUGAAUGGACUUCCUCCUAGGCCAGGGCAGUCUAAAAUGUAACCAACCUGAGAGACUGGUUCAGGCCAUGACAGGAAGCAGGACAUGAGACAUGCCUCAUUACACCCUCCAGCAUUGACAUCAACACAGCAGACCUUAAGACUGGAAAUAGACAGACGGUUGGAAAAAAAACUGAAGAUCACACAAAAAGAGAGCAGGAAAUCCAAAUCUCCUCCCAAAGUGCCCAUUGUGAUUCAGGACGAUAGCCUUCCCGCGGGGCCCCCUCCACAGAUCCGCAUCCUCAAGAGGCCCACCAGCAACGGUGUGGUCAGCAGCCCCAACUCCACCAGCAGGCCCACCCUUCCAGUCAAGUCCCUAGCACAGCGAGAGGCCGAGUACGCUGAGGCCCGGAAGCGGAUCCUGGGCAGCGCCAGCCCCGAGGAGGAGCAGGAGAAACCCAUCCUCGACAGGCCAACCAGGAUCUCCCAACCCGAAGACAGCAGGCAGCCCAAUAAUGUGAUCAGACAGCCUUUGGGUCCUGAUGGGUCACAAGGCUUCAAACAGCGCAGAUAAAUGCAGGCAAGAAAAGAUGCCGCCGUUGCUGCCGUCACCGCCUCCUGGGUCGUCUGCCACGGGUUGCACUGCCGUGGCAGACAGCUGGACUUGAGCAGAGGGAACGACCUGACUUACUUGCACUGUGAUCCCCCUUGCUCCGCCCACUGUGACCUUGAACCCCAUGCACUGUGACCUCCCCCCUUCUCCCCCUUCCCACUGUGAUUGGCACAUCGACAAGGGCUGUCCCAAGUCAAUGGAAAGGGAAAGGGUGGGGGUUAGGGGAAGGUUGGGGGGACCCAGCAAGGACUCAGAGAGUCAGACAGUGCCACUUGGCCACUUGGGGUAAAGCCAGUGCCAGCAAUAACAGUUUAUCAUGCUCAUUAAUUUGGGAUUUCAAAACACAAAUGAAAACUCACACCCACCCACCCCCAAGUGCAUGUCUCCAUCACUUAAAAAGUAAGUUCCAUUUGAAAAUAUCCUUUCUUUUUUUUUUUCUUCCUAUUUUUGUUUGUUUAUACAAAUAUCUGAUUUGCAAGAAAAAGUGCAUGGGAGGGGUUUUAGUGGUUUAAUGAAUUUUUAAUUAAGAAAGGGUAGUUUGGUAGUCUACUUAAAAAUGUUUCUGGGAAAUUCACUAGAAACAUUAACCAAUAGGAUUUUGGUGAGCUUAGCUUCUGUAUUCCUACUGCUGCCCGGAAAAGGGGCAGGGCUCUGCAGCCGCCAGGACAGAUGAGCACCCCAUGCCUAUACCUCCCUCCCCGAGCUAAGUCCCACGGCAUCUGGGCCUUGCCUGGAGACUGGGCUAGCUCUGUAGGCUCGGAGAGCCUGGGGAGGGUGCCAACCCCACCUCUAGUAUUUUGGGAGAUAGGGAAAGUGAACCGACUUCCCCUUCCCAUACCCCUCAGGGUGGUUCCCUACCAGCCAGGCUUACUACUUCUAGAAGAGAGCAGAGUGCCAGGGAGUGAGAUUGCAUCCCUGGGCUUAGAAGUGACGGAGAGAAGACUUGUUUAGUAUUUUGCCAUCAGCACAAGGAAAACCAGGAGAGAGUCUGCCUCCAGGACUCUGAGCCUUCUGCCUCGUAUGUUCAGAAGGUGGAUAGGUCUUCCCACUCCAGCAUGGCUUGAACUCUUAGGGGUCUGCAGUGCUCCAUCUCCAUUGAUGGCCCCAGCUCAGUAACUAUACCUGGUACAUUUCCUGUGUGCAAUCAGUACCUUGAAGGCAGAACAUUCUGAAUAAAGUUGGAAAAAGAACAGCUUUGCUUUGCAAAGAUUGAUGACAGACUGGUUCCUCAGAGGCCUAGGCUACCCGUCACCCCUUUUUCCAGAGCGAGGGCCUGGAAUGAAGGCAGUUUAUCCUCUGUCCCUGGAGCCUGGGGUUUGCUUUGGCUCCUUGAGGUGGAAGAGACUAAGAGAGCAGCUGCCCAGAGCGGCUCUGUGUGUACCUGGCUCCUCUCAGGCUUCCUGAUCCCUUCCGUUGCACUGCGCCUUAUCCCUCAGCCAGCCAGACAGCCUCCCUGCUCCUGACCAGCAGAUACGUUUCGGAGUGGUUGGUGUGGUUUUUGUGAUGAGGGCAGCACGUGGUGGCCAAGGUGGCAAGCUGAGUCUCACAGGCUCACUCCACCGUUGGUUCCCUGUGGGAAUGGUAGGGCAGGCCCAGCAAGCCAUGCCCCACCACGUCCUCUCCUCCGGAGGAAGGGCCAGCUGCCAGCUGAGUCAGCAGCUAGUCCAUAGCACAGCCUUAUAACUGUAAAGCCAGGCAUUGCCCAUGAGCAGAGCUGGAACCAGAGCUUCAGUCAGUAAGAGGGAGGAUUACCUUCAGGAGAAGGCAAGGAAGAAAAUUGGCUGCUAUCUUUAUAGUUCCACUGCCCUAACCAAGUGUCCACAUUCUAAAUGUGUAGUGUCCAUCCCUCAUGUAAUAGUGGUUUCCCGCCCAAAGUGAGACUUUCCUUUUAAUUGGAGAAGGCUGUAGAGGUAGUCCAGGUGGGAAGGCCAGAAGUGCUGGUUGCCCAGCCAUUGGGACCACCUGUUCUUGCCAUACUACUCUCUAGUGGGAGGCCAAAGUAAAGGCUGGCUGGUGGGUGUCUGGAUUGAGGAUGUGGCAGGGACUGGUCCUCCCACCUCCCUCUGGCCAAAGAUGGGCUUUGCCCGCUGUGUGCCUGUCACCACCCACCAGCAGUCAUGCCCUGGGCUUCCCAAAUGGAGAGGUAGCAGGCAACGUUUUUAAAAAGAAAGAAAACAGGAAACUGUAUUGUGUCGGGGGAGGCGGGAGGGAAAUGAGGAAACGGUUUGGAUUUUGUGUGUGGGAGGGUAUUUUUUUGGGGGUAGUUGUCUGUAACUUUCCUAAGUGCUUUUUUUCCUUUUCUUUUUUAAAGUAAGUUGCAGGCUUUGGCUUGGAAAACCCCAGGGGGAUGGGGGGCAGAAACCUGAGGCUGCUGCCUUUUUAUCUGCCUUCACGGUACUGUCCCCUUCCCCCAGCUCCUCCCUGACCCCAUGGGCCAGGCCUCAGACCUUCCAGCUAACCGCUUCCCAUGAGCCACUACUCUGAUGUCAGCCUAUAACCAAAGGAGCUGGGGGGUCCAGGCCUGGUGACCAACCUUUCUCAGCCCACUCAAUCAGGGUGCUCCCCACCUGCAGGCAGGAGGCAACACCCUAUCUGCUACCAUCAGCCCCUUCCAGAGCCCAUCUGCCCCGCCCAGCCCUGCCCUGCCCAGCCAUACCCUGCUCUACCCCAUCUGGGGGUGCCCUGCUCAGGGAUGGGCUGGCAGGGCUGUACCCAGCCUCCCUGGUAAGCAGAGACUCAAGAAACCUCUGGGGUCCUGUUUUCUGGUCGUGUGAUCCCAGGGGUGCACAUGGGCCCCUCGGGUGUCUGAACAGAAGGGCAUGGGAGGGAGGGCCGCACCCCUGCAGUCUCACUCUGCUGGUGUAGCGGGCAGCUGCCCACUCCCACCCCACCCUGCACCGUGGGCUCCUGAGUCGGCAGAUUAAGCAUUUUAUAAAUUGUAUUUUAAAUACAUGUUUUAAACUUGUCA
Molecule: messenger RNA, 4266 nt
Organism: Pongo pygmaeus (Bornean orangutan)
Lineage: Eukaryota; Metazoa; Chordata; Mammalia; Primates; Hominidae
Gene: SZRD1
Product: SUZ RNA binding domain containing 1
Exons: 4
Coding region: 792-1259 (155 amino acids)
Source: RefSeq, a predicted model, not a curated record